Zingiber officinale is the source of this 1513-nucleotide messenger RNA. RefSeq lists its product as uncharacterized. The record is from RefSeq and is a predicted model, not a curated record. The transcript has 4 exons. The coding region runs from base 72 to 1253 and encodes 393 amino acids. NCBI's taxonomy places the organism in Eukaryota, Viridiplantae, Streptophyta, Magnoliopsida, Zingiberales, Zingiberaceae.
ACUCAUUAGCACAUCAUCUCCAAUUCGACCGCGAGCGAAUCGUUGGAAGGGAGGGCACUCGGGGAUCGCCCAUGGACGCCUGUGCUCUCAAUCUCAGUAGCGGAGGAGCGGUUCCCCAACUCCGAGCGGCGAGGAAUAAUGUGACGAUGGGAUCAGCCCCGCUCUACUCUUCUGUAGCUGGCUGGGCGAUCGUCGGCGGAGAAGCAUUCUCAAGGAUCAAGGUCCGUGUAUCGGCAAGGGGGCGGAGGUGGAGUCCGAGUUCCAGGUUCCGGUCUGCGGUGGUGAGAUCCGGCAGUGAGAAGAAGAACAACCAUGGAAAUUCCUCUUCUUCAGCAGGGAAAGAUGAUUCUUCAAUCCCUGAAGAAGAUGAUGGUCUUGAUGAAAACUUUGCACACCAUGGGAAACAAGAGUCCAACGAUCCCAUGAUGAAGUCCCAAUCAGCAGGAAAAGGCAACCCUUCAAUCCCUGAAGAAGAGGAUGAUCUUGAUGAAAACUUUCCACACUUUAAGAAACCAAAGCCCAAUGAGCUCACAAGCAAGUCCCAUAAUGAAUUGUGGGGUUGGCGAGAUUUCAGGGCAAAUCUUGUUGCUAGAGAGAAGGAGCAGUUGCACAAUCAUACAUCCUCUAACGAUUCCCCAACAAAAUUGAGUGUAAAGUGGGCACACCCCAUUCCGAUGCCAGAGGAUGGAUGCGUGUUAGUUGCUACAGAAAAGCUCGACCAAGAACCCAACUUUGGGAGAACUGUCAUCCUCCUCCUCAGAUUAGGAACUAAAAAUCCAAGAGACGGCCCCAUUGGAAUCAUCCUAAACCACCAUCUCCAUAUUAAGAUCAAGGACAUGAAUCCCUCGAACACUGAGGUUGCAUCUACGUUUGCCAACUGUACCGUUGAUUAUGGAGGGCCACUCGUGGGCGACUUGUUCUUGAUGAGUUCCCAAGACAGCUCUCUGGUCCCAAGAUUCAAUGAGAUGAUAUCAGGCAUUUGCUUCGGAGACAUGAACAACAUAGUGGAAGUUGCAGCAUUGGUCAAAAAAGGAGUGGUGAAUCCAAAUGAUAUCAGAUUUUUCGUUGGCUACGCCGGUUGGCAUAUCGAUCAGUUGCUGCAAGAAAUCAAGUCUGACUACUGGGUCGUCGCUGCUUGCAGCUCGGGUUUGAUCAAGUCUUCCGCUCACUCUCCAAUUUUGUGGGAAGAGAUUUUGCAGUUGAUGGGAGGGCAAUAUUCUGAUUUGAGCAGAAAGCCAAGACAAGAUGACUAGGGUCAUGAACUCAGGCCGCUAGCCAAAUCGAAAACAAGACCAGGCAAAGGAUGAUAUCCACGGAGACGAUGAGCUUUACAUGGCGCCACCACAGUUUGUAUCCGACGACUGGCUGCGACCGCGGCGGCCUAUUUGAGGUCAAACUCUGCAAGGGUGCAACCUCCAGUUCUUGCUGCAUUGGCAUGUUGAUCAUCACCAUGUCAUCUUCGUCUUCCUCACUUCUUCUUGAAGGUGAAGCAUGGCUCCCCUCGCCGUUGUCA